AUGGUAGGUGCCCAGACCCCAGCAGGUGAAGGCAUGGUAGGCCCCAAGACCCCAGCAGGGAGGCAUGGUAGGAAGGGGAACCCCAGCAGGGCCGCCCAGACUAGGCGAGGCCCCCAGCAGCGAAGGUGCGCCCCUGGCGAGGGCAAGACUCCCCAGGGACGCCCAAGUCUCCGCGGAGGGUCGCCCAAGACUCCCGAGGGUUGCCCAAGACUCCAGCAGAGGGCCGCCCCAAGACUCCCGCGGAGGGCCGCCCAAGACUCCCGCGGAGGGCCGCCCAAGACUCCAGCAGAGGGCCGCCCAAGACUCCCGCGAAGGGCCGCCCAAGACUCCCGCGGAGGGCCGCCCAAGACUCCCGCGAAGGGCCGCCCAAGACUCCAGCGGAGGGCCGCCCAAGACUCCCGCGGAGGGCCGCCCAAGACUCCCGCGGAGGGCCGCCCAAGACUCCCGCGAAGGGCCGCCCAAGACUCCCGCAGAGGGCCGCCCAAGACUCCCGCGGAGGGCCGCCCAAGACUCCGCAGAGGGCCGCCCAAGACUCCCGCGGAGGGCCGCCCAAGACUCCAGCAGAGGGUCGCUCUCAGGCCGUUACAAACUGUUAUCGUCGUUAUAAGACUCAUUACUACCGUGGCUGCUGAAGGAUACUGCAGAAGUCCUUUUUUACCUUAUAAUUAA
Procambarus clarkii (red swamp crayfish) is the source of this 669-nucleotide messenger RNA. Lineage: Eukaryota; Metazoa; Arthropoda; Malacostraca; Decapoda; Cambaridae. The record is from RefSeq and is a predicted model, not a curated record.